Molecule: messenger RNA, 396 nt
Organism: Annulohypoxylon truncatum
Lineage: Eukaryota; Fungi; Ascomycota; Sordariomycetes; Xylariales; Hypoxylaceae
Exons: 2
Coding region: 84-287 (67 amino acids)
Source: RefSeq, a predicted model, not a curated record
ACAACAACUCCAGUCUCGUAUCCAAUAAGUUCGUCGCGAAUUACUCAACACCAUAAGUUGCAAUUUCCAGUCCGAAUCACAACAUGCAACUCUCACUUCUAAGCGUCGUCGCCGUCGUAGCAUUCGCUAUGAACGUUGCUGCCGGUCCCGUGCCGGAGGAGCUUCUUCCACGAACAUGCUCUGGUGUCGGAACAUGUGGUAAACUCAUCUGCAAGGUGAAGAGUGGUUGUACCUGCGUCAACGAGGGUUGCCUCGAGGAAUCAAGCCGAAUCUGCACUUGCGCCUAGGUUUAAAACAGCGAAGGGUUGCAACAAAAGGCCGAUUGAGUUGCAAAAAGGGCCAGUAUAGAUGAUUCUUCCGGUCAAAUGGGGCUUCUGUCUUGUACAUAGGUGAAAU